Molecule: messenger RNA, 198 nt
Organism: Clunio marinus
Lineage: Eukaryota; Metazoa; Arthropoda; Insecta; Diptera; Chironomidae
Source: the annotation of a GenBank genome assembly
AUGGCAAUACAAGCAACAAAAGUUUACUCAACUCAACUCCCUCUCAAACCACUCGUCCCCACUAACUGGAGAAAAGAAAAUCUUUUUGGAAAGCAUUUUGGUGAAAGUGAUUUUUAUUUUUUGCUUUUAUUCGGAAAAUUUUCUGUUUUCCCAAAGAAAAAAAAAACGGAAAAUCAAAAAAAUAUUUCUCAGUUUUAA